Molecule: messenger RNA, 1137 nt
Organism: Fusarium oxysporum Fo47
Lineage: Eukaryota; Fungi; Ascomycota; Sordariomycetes; Hypocreales; Nectriaceae
Product: RTA1 like protein-domain-containing protein
Exons: 3
Coding region: 165-1028 (287 amino acids)
Cellular component (GO): membrane
Source: RefSeq, a predicted model, not a curated record
CCUAGACCAUAACUUCAAUUCAGACCAUCAUUCAUUAGCUUUACUUUACUAGUUCCUUUUCAUUCUUAUCACUUUCCCUUUCCUUCAACGCCGUUCUUUUACGUACUUCAACAACUUCAAUCAUUACUUCCCUAUUUUUGUAACCGGAAAUCCAGUCUUUGAAAAUGAACAUGUUCACACGUUCUGACGAUGGAGCGGAGGAGUUCAGACUCUAUCAUUAUGACCCGACGGUGGUCGGUGCUGUUAUUUUCACCAUCCUCUUUCUAGCCACGACUCUCCUCCACUCAUGGCAACUUAUUCGAGGACGAUCUUGGUUCGUCAUUCCACUGACCCUUGGUGGCUUUUUCCAGGUUGUUGGAUACGCUGCGCGAGCAAAGUCUGGUAAUGAGAGUCCCAAUUGGACUCUCGGCCCUUACAUCAUGCAAAGCAUUCUCCUUCUCGUCGCACCUGCGCUUUAUGCUGCAACGAUUUAUAUGGAGCUUGGCAGAAUUGUUCUGAUGAUAGACGGCGAAGGUCGUGUUUUGAUCUCCAAGAAGUGGAUGACCAAGGUCUUUGUUACUGGAGAUGUCUUAUCAUUUAUCCUGCAAGCAGGAGGUGGUGGUUAUCAGGCAUCCGGUACCAUCGAGGCUCUCAGAGGUGGAGCAAAAGUUAUUAUCGGCGGUCUCUUCGUGCAACUCCUCUUCUUCGGCGUUUUCAUUGUCAUUGCGAUCGCCUUUCACCGUGCGAUCAGCGCCAACCCGACUGCCCGCUCCUCGAGCGGUCUCCCUUGGCAGAAGCACAUGCUUGCUCUGUACAUUGGAAGUUUCCUUAUCAUGGUGCGAUCUAUCUUCAGGGCCGCCGAGUAUCUGCAGGGCUUCAACGGUUACCUGCUCCGACACGAGGCCUACCUGUAUAUCUUUGAUGCCUGUCUCAUGCUUUUUGUCAUGGUCUUGUUCAACUGGUUCCAUCCAUCAGAAAUCACUGAGAUCUUGAAUGAAAGGGGCGCUGGUAAAAGCUACAGCAUGCAUGCAUUUACCGAGGUUGCCUAAGCUUCACAGCAUAGUCGAUAUUUAUAUCUGGGGUAGGACAUCUUUGCGGAGGAGAAACCCUAUUGAGAGGGAAGCAAAAUGGAGUUGUAAUAGAUCACGAAGGACAACG